Molecule: messenger RNA, 6612 nt
Organism: Coturnix japonica (Japanese quail)
Lineage: Eukaryota; Metazoa; Chordata; Aves; Galliformes; Phasianidae
Source: RefSeq, a predicted model, not a curated record
GGGGGGGGGUGAUGCGGGGCUGGGCGGGCGGAGGGCAGGGGGGCUCGGGCCCGGAGCGGUGAUGCGCGGAGCGGCCGAUGGUGUGUUGGCGGCCAGCGGUGUCUGUGUAGCUCCUGCGGGAGGGAGGAGGAAGAGGAGGAGGAGGAAGAUGGAGCAGCGGCGGGGCCCCGAGCCGGGCCGGGCGCACGGCAGGUAGCCCAGCGGGAGGCACGGAGCAGCGCGGUGCGCAGUGCUGGAAAUACACCCGGACAGCAGUACGCGGUUUGCAGGCACAGCGGGGAGGACCGGCUGCUCUGUGCGCUCCCCAGCUUGGAAUUGAUCUCACCAGAUGUUGUGGAGCAGAGUCUUAAAACCCAACUCCCUGCACAUCUCAGUGCGAAUCCACCAACGCCGGGUCGCUGGAUUUUGCAAUAUUAAUAAUAAAAGAAACCAUUCCAUGAUAAAAAGCAUCCCAUCUCUUUCCAAAUGCCUACAGAGCUGUAGUUUGGGGAGAUGUCGAUUAUUUUGCUUACUGACGUAUCGUCUGUAUAGAGCGUAAAUGGAAAGCCUGGACAGUUAAGAAACCUCAUAACUCUAAAUUCUAGAGACCUCAGGGUAGAUCACCCGUGUUUAGUGUGGAAUAUAUCACUGAAUGCUGUGCAGUGGGAAACCCCAAUCCUGACAGCAGUUUCUUCCAUGAUCCGGAACGAUGUGAGCUUUGUUGUAACCCCAAACACGAGCUCCUUGCUGCAGUGCAUGGCUGUGAUGGAGGUGAUGUCAUUGGGAACAGAGGAACCUUUAGGAAGGCAGCAUAGAUGCAGGAUGUGGCACCUGGUUGCGCAGCACUGACAUCAUAACCACACAUUAGUAGGUCUGAAUUUCACUCCCUUUCCUUUCAGAACACAUUUUCUCUCUUUACAAGGCCUUCAUGCUGGCCAUGAGCUGCUCAUAACAAAUAGUGUUUCUUCUUAGUCUGCAUCCAUCACCCCUUGGCUGCACCUUACUGCUGUUUAUACACAUUCCAUUGGCUGUCCUUGUCUCUCCAUGCCCGUUCCUCAGCUCCCCGUGUUUCCUGGUGUUUCUAUGGCAUUUCCCAUAGAAGGAGAAAAGCUCCAUUUCUGUCAGCUCUGCUCUGACCCAGGAGCUGGAAUGUUCCAAUCGCAUCCAUCGGGUUUUAUUCAACCCCUCGUAUUCAAUGCUUCCUCGUAGGACCAACCUCUUCCCUUUAACUCUUUGCCUUCAACACAUUGUCAUGGAUUAUUUUCCUUCCCUUUAACGCACGGAGGAAUAAACACCGUGUUCAGUUUCACCACGCGGAGGGGGAAAUACCCUCAUUUCUGGCUGAUACAGCACUUUGGAGUCUUCUGUGGGUCUUUUCCUGCUUGGCAAGGAAGCCGUUGGUUGGGCUGGAUAUCCCAGCGGUCAUUUCCAGCCCUAAUGAUUUGGGCACACAGCGGCUCCUCGCUGCUCCGUAACACCGACACGUGCCGGCAUCCCGUAACGCCGGUUGUGCCGGUACCGGAGCGGGGCUGACGUUGCGAUCCGGAGCUCCGGGGUUGGACCGAUCCCUCCCCUGCAGCAUCCCGCCGCCAUUUGCUCAUAGCUCGGUUCUCCCCGCCCGCUCCGGGGCUGGAGCAGCCGAGGUUCUGCCUCCUGCCCGCCCCACGCCCGGCCCCGGCCCCGGCCUGUCUGCCUGGGGCUGUUCCCCCACCCUGAGGGCGUCGGGGUGCGGAGCCGGGCGGUCUGAGCCGUCCUCACCCCGAGCAGCUGUGCCGGGGACCGGCGGUGCGGGUGAGCGCUGUGGCAUCUGUAUUUCGUGCACCGCUCUUCGGUAAUGCCCUACAGCACGCAGCCAACUUGUUGGCACAGCGAGUGGUGACAGAGAGAGAAGCUCCGCGGCUCGGCCGGCCAUGGAGGGCACCAGGCAGAGCAGGAUCUGCCGCCCGCACAAGAUCAGCGAAUCCUCCAAGGUGUACAGAUGGGAUGACCACUCCAGUCUGGUUCUUCAGAGUCUGAAUGAACAGAGGCACCGAGGCCUCUUCUGUGAUAUUGUCCUUGUCGUGGAUGAGCAGAGAGUCCCUGCCCAUCGCAACCUCCUGGCUGUUUGCAGCGACUACUUCAACUCUAUGUUCACCAUUGGUAUGCGAGAAGCUCAUCAAAAAGAAGUUGAACUUUUUGGAGCCUCUUACAUUGGUCUCAAGGCUGUGGUGGACUUCCUUUAUGGAAGUGAGCUGUCCUUGGACGGAGGCAAUAUUGAUUACGUGCUCGAAACUGCUCAUCUGCUGCAGAUCUGGAAGGUUGUGGACUUCUGUUGUGAGUAUCUUGAGAAUGAAGUCAGCGAGGAGAACUAUUUGUACUUACAAGAGCUGGCCUCUAUCUACAACCUGAAGCGCCUUGACUCCUACAUUGACUCUUUCAUCCUGCAGAACUUUGGCACGCUGUCUUUCACUCCAGACUUCCUGCAGAACAUUUCCUUGCAGAAGUUGUGCCAGUACCUGGACAGCAGCAACGUGCAGCAGGAGUGUGAGCAUGAUCUGCUGCAGGCUGCCUUGCAGUGGCUUACCCAGUACCCAGAAAGGGAGAACGAGGCUUACCAGGUUCUGGAUAACAUUCACUUUCCCUUGAUACCUAAAAGCGAUCUCCUCCAUCGAGUCAAGCCUGCUGUGUGUUCUCUUCUUCCCAAAGAAGCAAACUGUGAGGGCUUCAUAGAAGAAGCAGUGAACUACCAUAACAACGUCACUGCUCAGCCAGUGCUGCAAAACAAGCGGACAGCUCUGCGGACCUGUGAGGAAAGGCUCCUCUUUGUUGGGGGGGAGGUUUCUGAACGGUGCCUAGAACUGAGUGAUGAUACUUGUUUCUUGGAUGUCAGAAAGGGGCAGUGGGUUGCAGAGACCCCUCUCCCGGCCAGACGAAGUCACCACUGUGUUGCAGUCUUGGGAGGCUUCAUCUUCAUAGCAGGAGGCAGCUUUUCAAGAGACAACGGAGGGGAUGCAGCUUCAAAUCUCCUUUAUAGGUAUGAUCCCCGCUGUAACCAGUGGAUAAAGGUUGCCUCCAUGAGACAACGUCGUGUGGAUUUCUACCUGGGAGCUAUAACCGACAUGCUGGUAGCUGUUGGUGGCAGGAAUGAAAAUGGGGCUCUUUCUUCAGUGGAGACUUAUAGUCCUCAGAAGGAUUCGUGGUCCUAUAUUGCAGGUUUGCCAAGGUUUACUUAUGGCCAUGCUGGAACGGUCUACAAGGAAUUUGUGUACAUUUCAGGUGGCCAUGAUUACCAAAUUGGCCCGUACAGAAAAAACCUGCUGUGUUACGAUUACCGCACUGAUGUCUGGGAGGAGAAGAGACCGAUGAUCACUGCCCGGGGGUGGCACAGCAUGUGUACCUUACAGGACAAUAUCUAUUCUAUCGGUGGCAGUGAUGACAACAUAGAAACCAUGGCUCGUUUUGAUAUUCUGAGCGUGGAGUCGUACAGCCCUCAAUGUAACCAGUGGACCAGAGUUGCUCCUCUGCUGCAAGCUAACAGUGAGUCAGGGGUGGCUGUCUGGGAAGGCAAAAUUUAUAUACUUGGAGGCUACAGCUGGGAAGAAACAGUCUUCUCCAAAACAGUCCAAGUUUAUGAUAAGGAGAAAAAUAAGUGGUACAAAGGAACUGAUCUACCCAAAGCAAUUGCUGGCGUGUCUGCAUGCGUCUGUGCAUUGAAACCCAAAACAGAGGACAAAAAGAAAAAGACAAAAACAAAAAAGCACCAAGAUCGAGGAAGAUGACUGCUCCUGGAUAAGCCCCCUUUAAUGGUGGACUCCCAAAGACCCUUGUAUUUAUCAUUUCUUUCUAACCCCGAUUCUCUAUUUUUCUUUUUAAAUGGGGGGGGAAAAAGGUAUCUUCUGAAGCCUCACAGACAUACAGUUGAAUGUGGAUUUUUGGAUUAAGCUCACUUUGAAGGUAAAAAAACAAGAAUAAAAAUCCCCCAAAUCUCUCCUCACCUAUAAGGGGUGAUGUGGUGAGAGGUUGUGCUGAUCUCCUGAAAGCUGAGGAUUAAUCUUUUGUCACCUGUGGUUCUUGGCAUUUUCACACACGUCCUAUUAUGCUGACAUUUGUAUAAUGAGGUUGAAUCUGUGGCUGGGAUUAUAAUGACAAAGGUGAGAGGCAGAGUAGAAAGUGAUGAGUUUUACGCUAAGGAGCAAUUUAAAGGAGCUCAGAAGCCACUGCUAAGAAAAAGAUGAAAUGGGUCUUCAAUGUUGUAAAUCUUGAGUGGGUUUUUUUGGUUUGGUUUGUUUUUUUGUAACAUUAGAUUCCAUUUACAUUACAUUUUUGAGUUGUAAGUAUCAGAUUUCUGGAACAUUUCGGCAUUCAGAGAAAGUAUUUCCUUAGAUGAAUGCAGGUCAGAUCAGCUUGAAGAGCGAGUAGCUCCACUGUACUCUUUAGAUUAAGAAGGCCUUGUUGUGUGGCCAGAGAAUAGAUGAGGGCUGACCUGGGCUUGGAUUGAUAGCGUUGUGGACUUUGAAAUCUGGGGGAGGUGAUAUGAAUUUUGCAUCCGUUGUUGCAACACUUUCCCUAUCUAGAUAGGAGAGCGAGUUUUUCUUAGGCUUUAAAACAUGCCCUGCAAUGAGGAAAAGGAACUAUUAGAGCAGCGGAAAAAACAGUUGAGGAUUUGGAUGGAAACUGUAGAGUUUUCACUGAGCUUUAAAGCAGUUGGAACUAAAAGAGUUCACCAUGAAUUUGGGGACUCUCCAAUAGGGUUCCAAGGAGUGAGGAAAUGAUAGGAUCCUGUAGGUGAGCACGAGUCCUUCCCCAGCCCUGCCAGGCUGUAUGAGCUGGGAUUUGCUUCAUUUGACUUGGAGCUCACAGCAGUCACAGCCAAUAGCUGGUGUUGAGCAGGGGCCAGAUUUGCCUUCUGUCAAACAGCAGAGUGAUCAGGGUGAUAAACUGGGGUUUGUAAUCCUGAGGAAGAGAAACUUGAUGUUUUUACCUUAGCGAACAGCUCAUGCUUUCCUUGUCUUGCAAAUUCAAACUGGCUUUUCCUGAGAAUUGCCUUUUCUGAUAGGUUUUGCCAGGAUUCCAAGCCACGUUUCACCAAGCUUGCAGCAGAACACCUUCCCCAGCGAGGCAGGUCCCAUAGGAAGAAACCUAAAACAUGCUCAGGACUGCAUAUAGGAUCCAGACAGUGGGACUGAACUGAACAUUGUUAGAUCCUCUGUCUCACGCUGUUCUCUGCACACCAAGUAAAGAGAUUUCUGACCCAAGUGUUAGUUCACCCUCUACAAACACAGCUGAUUGUGCUGUAGAUAAUAAAAUUCCCCGACUGGCUGGCUGGCUGUCAGGCAUUCACCCUGGGGCAUUUUACACUCUGAUUUGCAAGGAGUUGAUCACCAGCAAUCUGAUACAACCACUUUAGUUAUUCUUAUAAUGCCGGGCCACAGAUUAAUAUUUCUUCUUCCCAAAAAGAGUAAGUUUUUAGAGACUUUUUAAAAACUUUUGUACUUUUUAUAACGCAUUUUGCUAACUCAGUCUUGUUUGCCGUGUAAUAUAUUAGUACAGGAGCUACUGCUCUGUAAUUGUGGCCCCAUAGCUGCCAUUGAGAACUCAUAAUUGGAUGGAUCUUUUAGUCUUUGUGUAGUUGGUUGGGAUGUGAUGCAGCUGUCAGAGCAGCAUUUACAUUCUCAGCAUAGUCAGGCAGUCAGCUAUAACUGUAACCAUUGUACGGCCUCUUCACUGAUAGUCCAGCUCACCAGACAUGCGAAUAAACACACUUUAUUUUCAGCCAUUGGGGAUCUGCUGAGUGGUUCGGUUUAAAAUUCUGCUGGAGAAGUAUUGAUUCUAGUUUUGUUCUUGUUUUUCAGUGCUUCCUUUCACAUCAUUCCUGUGCACCAUAACCAUGUAUUUCAGAUUUGCCUUUUUCUUUCCAUGCGUUGUGCACAGAGUUGAUAUCCUGCUCAUUUCCUGCUACACUCUGGUUUCUGCUCAUGGGAUUUUUGUUGGUUGUUUUUGCUUGGUUGGGCUUCGGGUUUGUUUUUUUUUUUAGCAACUAUUUACCUCAUUAAUUGGAAAACACUAAGAAAACAUUUUUGCACUUAAUGCCAUUUGAAGCUCUUGUAAUUUAGAGAGCUCUUAGGACUUCUUUGUAUUGAAAGACGUACUUCUGAAUGCACUUCUGGAGUGCAAGGAAGUGACCGGAGUCUUCUUAGGUGCUCAAAAAUGAUGGAGGAAAAUGAGCUUAAAUGACUUUUUGGAAACUCCUUGUGGUUUUGCAUUUAUUUGUUUAAGGGGAAAAAAAAAAGCUGAAGUAGUUAAUCUCAUUUGCAUUAAUGAAUUUGUUCUAAAGCCUUUGUACACUGCAUGAGGUAAUCAUCUUUUUUUUUAAUUCUAAAACUAAUUAAAAUUUGGUUAUGACAAACAUUAAUGAGUUGCGAGGAUUUUUUUUUACAUCUAUCUAAAAUCCCAGCUGUGUUGACUGAGAGCUGUUUAACUUUAUGGGGCAUUUUCAUGUGUAAGUACAGAAGAAAUGUCAAGGAGUUGCUUUGUUUUUUGUUAAUGGGUUUUGCUUGUUCCUAUAUUUCCUCUGCCCUCCUUCCCAUUUAAUUGUGUUUGUGUAAUACAUUAACGCCUGGAAAAAAAUAAAUCCAGCUUAGAAUAUUGUAUUCA